AUGCUCCCCUCACUGAAAGAGAUGGAACUUUGUGGAGUACCAAGACUAAGUGGAAUUUUUAGAAACUAUGAGCAACUCAAGAGUUUAUCAAUGCAAAAGCCAUCAUCUCCACUUUCAAGACAUAAGUCCAAUAAGAUACAUCAAAUUCUUGCCACAUGUGCUCUCUCUUGGGUUCAAGCAUGUUGUUCUCUUAAUAAAUCAAGGCCAGCUAGUGAAGAGACUAAUCUUACUGUUUCUGAUCAUGGACCACUUGACCACACAAACCCAAUGGGAUUACUUGCAUCAGAGAAAUGGAUUGAAACUGCUGCUACCAUUAAGAGACAGCUACUCCAUGUUGGUCAUAUCAAGAAGAUGGAACUUGUAGAUUUCUUUUUAAAUUCAAAAUCAACACUGUUCACGUUAUCUAUGGCAUCAAUUAUAUUGUGGGAAGAAUUGACAAUUGGAAAAUGUGAUGGAUUGAAGCACUUGGUAACCAGCGAUGAAGAUGAUUAUAAAGAUCAAAAGAAGUGUAGUUCCAUUUUUCCAAACUUGAAGAAGCUAGAAAUCAGGAAGUGUAAUGACAUGGAAUUUUUGUUUCCAUCCACAAUAUCAUUAGAAAUUAAAAAUUUAAGGUCUUGGACGAUCAGAGAUGCUCCUAAACUAACACAGAUUGUUAGGAAAUACCAUCACAAGGAUCUUUCAGCAAAUCCAAAUCCACAAAAUGAUCUGCACUUUGAUCUCCCUGCUUUGGAGUUUCUUUGCUUUCAAGGUGUACCAAAUAUGAUAAGCAUUUGUGUGAAGAAUUAUUAUUUCUUAGUAUCGCCAUCUCUUUAUACUGUUUCUUUGGACAAUUGUGGCAUCAUAUCUUUUAUUGAUUUGAUAUUUUGUUCGAGUGAAGAAUGCUUGAAUUGGGAAAUCACAAAGAGACUAGAUUUAUCAACAGAUAUAGUUCAUCGAGCUUCUCAGGCAACUCAAAGCAUCAGAAUGCAAUCAUUGAUUAACAUCAAGAAGAUGGAACUCGUGACUUGUGCCAACUUAAUAUCAUUGUUUGCUCUACAUGAUGCCUCAAUCCUUUCCUUGGAAGAACUGACUGUCAAAAGAUGUGAUCAACUAAAAUGUAUUGUAGCAGAUGAGGGAGGUGCUACAACUCAUAUGAAUCACAAUUCCAUCUUUCCAAAGUUGAAACAACUAGACAUGUCAGAAUGCAAUGUAGUGGAAUAUCUAUUUCCAGCAUCUGCUUUUAGAUCCCCCAUGCAUUUGGAACGUCUUAGAAUCAAGGAUGCUCCUAAGUUGGAAUAUGUGUUGGGAAGAAGCUCUCAUGAUGACAACUUAUCUCAUCAGAAUCAGAAUAUCAAAAUUUGCAUUGACUUCCUUGCUCUAAAAUCACUAGGGAUGCAUAAUGUGCCAAAACUUGUCAGCCUGUGUCCCAAAAACUUUUGUUUGAGAGGGUUAUCUCUAGAGGCCAUUAUACUGGAUAUUGACAUUUCUUCUAUGUCUAGCAUCAAAUCUUUUAAUGAUUUUAUGGUUUGUGAUCAUGCAACACAAGACUCCACAACCAUAAAGUUAAUUGAGAUGCGCUUGCAUGCUUUGAAAGAGCUUACAUUAGCAAAUUCCAAAAUAGAAGAGAUUUUCAACUUGAAAAAUCUGGAUGCAAAGAAAAAUAAAAAAAGACUUGAACCAUUAACAUCAAGUUUACAAGAAUUGGUGUUGAUAAAUCUAUGGGAGUUGAGGAAUAUAUGUGUGGGCCCCAAAUGUAUUCUAAGCCUCAAGAAUCUCUCUGAGUUACAAAUUAGAGGAUGCAAAAAGCUUGAAGUUGUCUUCUCUACCUCUACAUUGAGAAGCCUACCACAGUUGGAGAAAUUAUGGAUAUGGGAAUGUGAAGAAUUAGUUAAGAUCACUGAAGAGGAUAAUGAGGAAAGUGCUGGAGAUCAUUUGCCUCAUCAACCAUGCUUCCCAAAGUUAAUUGAGCUGCGUGUUGUAGGUUGUCACAGGUUGAAGUAUUUGUUCUCUAUCACAAGGUCUGGUAUCCUUCCAAAACUACAAGAAGUAUGUAUAGAAGAUGCCUACGCUCUUGAGCAUGUGCUGAUCAGACCAUUUCAGCCAAAAGAAAUGGCAAAGAAGGAUGUGCUUCCAGAGCUACGAUAUGUAGAACUAGGAAUAAAUACAAGCCUCAUCAACAUCUGCCAUGGGAUUGAUUUUCAAACAUUAGAAAAUUGCUCAAAAUUGUAUGGUUGUCCCAAAUUUUCUUUUCAUGAAACCAUCGCUACUCAGCAUCAAGAUGGCCCAAAGAAUCUUGAUUCCAAUGUUGAGGCAAAAACAGGGGAGAAGGCUUCUUCACAUCCAAACACAAAUCAGUCAGACAUGGGAGAUACCAAAGGGAGCCCAAGUUUAAAAACCCACCAAUCCCGAAUUGGUCCACCAAACUUCACAAUGGAAACAACAAACGAAAUUGCGGAAGAAGAUGUUGUUCCUGAGAUGCCAAAAGUGACAAAUUUAUCAUCUGAUUCAAAAGCCAUUGAUCAACUGGAAACAAGAAGGGAAAUUGUUGAAGAGGAUGCUAUUGCCAUGAUGCCAAAAAUGAUGAAUUCGUGGUCUGAUUCAAAAGCCAUAGAUCAACCGGUAUGUUUAUGCUAAUUUGAUCUCUUUAUAAUUCAAAAUCUUUUACAUAUAUUGGGAUGAUGGUUGGAACCAAAAAUAAAGUAGAAUGAAAUUUCCUUCAAACAAGACAAUAUAAAAGAAAA
Messenger RNA from Prosopis cineraria, 2720 nucleotides. RefSeq lists its product as uncharacterized. NCBI's taxonomy places the organism in Eukaryota, Viridiplantae, Streptophyta, Magnoliopsida, Fabales, Fabaceae. Bases 1 to 2613 code for a protein of 870 amino acids. The record is from RefSeq and is a predicted model, not a curated record. The transcript is spliced from 7 exons.